UUAGGAUCAAUCUAUCAUAUCUAGUGAUACCAAGUGAGAUCAGCUCUGAGAAUUCCUGCAGAAAUAGUGAUGAAUAUUUUGGUGGCCGAUAUACUGUAAUGAUGAGCACUGAUAAUUCUGCUUUGAGCUCAAGAGCAAGGUAUUCAAAUGAUCUAAAUUCCCCCAGGUCAAUGUCUCUGCACACAUACUGUGCAGAGAAAAUGGCUGCAAUCCCUCCUCCCUUCUUAUUUUCUCUGACUGACUGAGGAAUCAUCUACAGAACCAUAGAACCAUAGAACCGUAGUCACUAAGAACCUGCAGUGCCCCAUAUGUUUGGAUCUGAUGAGCCUGCCUGUGACCACAAAGUGUGAUCACCAGUUCUGCAAGUUCUGCAUGCAGAAGCUCCUGGACAGAAGCCGACGGCGGGAAGCAAACUGUCCCGUCUGUAAAACCAAAGUCACCAAACGGAGUCUUCAGGAGAGCACAGCGUUCCAAAGGCUGGUUGCUGAACUGCAGAAACUGGUGGAGGCCUACGAGUACGACACCCGCACUAACUAUUUCACUGGUUUGGCGCAGAGAAGGAAACCUGGCAGUGAUGAGAUCAGGCAGCAGACUGAGGAGUUUGUGGACAUGGAGACCCCAGGGCCUGAUGGGAUACGAGGAGCUGAUGGGAGCGCACCAUCAAUGACGUCAUCUCGAGCAGCUAAGGAUGCCUUUGCCCAGCUGAUGGACCUCGGAGACUCCUGCUCUGCUACUUCAGACAGUGGCCUCGGACAUCUGCCUGAAGCCUCUGUACCCAAAGAUGAUGACUCUCCCACGUCUGCAGUAAGAGAAGAUGAUCCACCCUCAGAGACGGUUGACCUUCCCCUGCUGGUCGAGGGAGGACAAGACCAGUCCGUGGCAGCUGGCCGAGAGGAUGCCGUCCUCUCCGCCUCCAGGCCUCGCCAGCAGUCUGCCGCAGCGGAGGAGGCUGGGUCGCCUGAGAGGGUUGUGGUCCACGCCAAGAGACAGACCAGGUCUUCACGGAUGCUGGCUGCCAAGCAUCAUUCUGUUGAUGAGGAAGAGGUGGUUCUCCGGAGGUCUAGUCGAACAAACAGGACGCUGGUGGAUCGGAUCGUGGACGGCAGGCAGAAGAGGAGCCUGGAAAAAGUCUCAGAAUGGUUGCUGAGGUUUCCCCCAGAAGGACCAAUCGCUGACGACCGGGAGAAGCAGUUUCCCCCAGAAGGACCAAUCGCUGACGACCGGGAGAAGCAGCAGAGCACCGACCCGAGGCAAGACAACCAAUCAGAGAACGAGCACGUGCUCGGAGGGAGCAGCAGCUCUUCCUCAUACGCAGAUACAGAUAGCUUAGCCAAUCAGAUGACGGACAGUCCAGCCCACCACAUGAUGGACAGGACAACCAAUCAGAUGAUGGACAGGACAACCAAUCAGAUGAUGGAUAGGCCAGCCAAUCAGAUGAUGGACAGGACAACCAAUCAGAUGAUGGAUAGGCCAGCCAAUCAGAUGAUGGACAGGACAACCAAUCAGAUGAUGGAUAGGCCAGCCAAUCAGAUGAUGGACAGGCCAGCCCAUCACAUGAUGGACAGGACAACCAAUCAGAUGAUGGACAGGCCAGCCAAUCAGAUGAUGGACAGGCCAGCCCAUCACAUGAUGGACAGGACAACCAAUCAGAUGAUGGACAGGCCAGCCAAUCAGAAUGAGAAGAGCGGGAGGGCGCUGGAAGAGCAGGUGUUUGGGGCCUCGUACUGUCGGGGCCGCGGAAGAGUGCAGUGGAAGAGGAGAGCCUCGCGUGAGAGGGCGGCAGGCGUCUCUUGUGAUCCAGAUCAGGAUCCAUCGGAGAUCUCUGCUGUACCAGAUCCCAGAGGAGCCCCCGAGGACCCAGAACUGCAGGCCCAAGAGAGAGAGAAGCCCAAGAGGAAGCGGCGGUCCAGCGCCCUGACGCCGGCAGACUUCAUCAAGAGGCCCUGUCUGGUAGCAGAGCCAGAGGCAGAGCCAGAACCUGAGCCGGUGCUGGAGGAGUCUGCUGCCCGGGACCCAGAUGGGUCGGGCCCAAGCACGCUUGGAAGUCUCCCCGGUGAGGAAGAACCAGAACUCGGACCGGACCCAAAGCAGCGAGGCCCCCCCGAGGCCAGGGGUCAGGAUGGUGAACGCUCGGCGAGCGACGGGUCGGCGUUUGAAGUGAACGUGAGAACGAGGGGACAGCGGACACGCAAAGCGAAGAUGAAGAUGCAGGACACCUGGACGGACCUGGACGGCGCCCUGAGCUCAGACGUGCGGGGGAGACGACACCCCAAGCAGAAGGACGCCGGACGCAAGAGGACGCAGAGGGACGAGAAGAAGACAGACGAGAGGAAAGAGCCGCUGAAGGCCACCCGGGCCCUGAUGCUGGUCAACACGGGGGGGGGAGAACACCGCCCCCUAGAGGUGCAGGCGAGUCGGGCGCCGCCGCAGCGGAAGGCAGAGGCCCAGAUCGAGAGCUACCCCAGCAGUGGGGAGGCGCUGCUGAGCCCCGUCGCCCGGGUAACCCAGCGGAGCAGGAGGCUCUUGGACUUCACCAAGGAGGUGCAGGGUGUGCCGAGGAGGAGGACCAGAGCUGCCACAGCUAAAGCGCUGACAACAGACCAACGCACCAGUCCAGAUCAGAGCCAUCCAGACCGCAUCAGUCCAGAUCACCGCAACGCAGACCGCACCAGUCCAGAUCACAGCCAUCCAGACCGCAUCAGUCCAGAUCACAGCCAUCCAGACCGCACCAGUCCAGAUCACCGCAACGUAGACCACUCAGAGGAAGAGCAGUCCAGAGCUGCGACGGCUGAGGCGGUAACACCAGGCCACGCCAGUGCGAAGGCUGCUGAGGAGGUGCAGAACGAAUCGACGAGAACAAGAGACGCAAGAGCCACGGUAUCGAUAGAACGCCACUCUAACACCGGGCACUCGACAGACGACAGGGAUCAUGGGGGGGACAGAACCGGAGCGUCCCGCUCGCCGCCACAGAACCAUCCAGGCUCGGCUCCGAGACGGAAUGGAUGUGUGUGUGAGCGCGAGAUAGACGACAUCGAGGAAAUGGAGGUGGUGGAAGAAUCAGCCCUGAGCGAGGCGAGAGACGAGACGCAGUCGGCCGCAGUUGUUCCACACACACAGAUCCCCACCCCCCCAACACACACACAGACCCCGACCCCCACCCCUACCCCCACCCCGACACACACUCCGAGAGCCCCCCCAGCGGCGGCCCAGGUGCGCUCUGGGAGUCUGCUGGCCGCAGUUGUUCCACACACACAGACCCCUACCUCCCCAACACACACACAGACCCCGACCCCCACCCCGAGACCCCCCCCAGCGCCGGCCCAGGUGCGCUCUGGGAGUCUGCUGGCCGCAGUUGUUCCACACACACAGACCCCUACCCCCCCAACACACACACAGACCCCGACACACACACAGACCCCCAACCCCACCCCGAGACCCCCCCCAGCGCCGGCUCAGGUGCGCUCUGGGAGUCUGCUGGCCGCAGUUGUUCCACACACACAGACCCCUACCCCCCCAACACACACACAGACCCCGACACACACACAGACCCCCAACCCCACCCCGAGACCACCCCCAGCGGCGGCCCAGGUGUGCUCUGGGAGUCUGCUGGACGCGGUGGUUCCACACUCCAGAAGCCCAGCGGAGGCAGUGUUCCCAUUCUCUCCCCCUGGGGUCUCCCUCCAGCAUUCUCCUCCCUCUCCUGUCGGUUCUCCUCCCUCUCCUGUCGGUGCUCCAGAGGUGGUGUUCCAGAAGGAGCAGCAUCUGGACACUCUGGGGAACCCCACGAGGGAACCCGUGAGUCCAAAGGUGGAGGUGGAGGAGGAGGAGGAAGAGGAGGUGGUGGAGGAGAACGAGAACAACGACGACAGCGAGCUCGACACAGAGCUGCUUCUGAAGAGUUUCAGAGGCAGCAAGCGGAAGUCCUUCCAUCUGGGCCCGCCCCCCUGCCACCUGCCCGAGAGCCCCAGAGGGGGUAUGCCUGAUACUCCAGGACUGGAGAGAGGGGCAGAGAGCCCCAGAGGGGGUAUGCCUGAUACUCCAGGACUGGAGGGAGGGGCAGACACCCAGCCUGGCGCUUGUCGGUCUGGGUCGGGUCCAAACCUAGUGGAGGAGUCCGAGACGGCAGCGAUGUUCUCCUGUGGCAGUGACGUGGUGCCUCCGUCAAACCCGCUGCAUGAGUGGCGCGGUGCUGAAAUGCCCCAGGUGGGGUAUCAAGGCACUGGUGGUCUGGCAUCUGCUCCUGGGUGUGUGUCACAUCCCUCUGGGCACCGGGGCAUCCUCUCCCCUGAGUGUGUGUCCGACACACAAGGGAUGGACUCAUGUUCCCUCCUCCUCCCCCCCGGCCACCAGGAGCAGCAGCAGGAGGCCCCCAGAGUGAUGGACGCAGAAGAGCAGCACCCCAAACCUGCUCAGAACACACCUGCUGCCCUCAACACACCUGCUGCCCUCAACACACUGAACACACCUGCUGCCCUGAAGCUGCUGGUGCCCCAGCAGGCCUGUGAGCAGCAAGGCCAAUCACUCGAGUCCUCUAUGACCCCAGAGGGCCUGGUGCCGCUGGACGCAGAGGGUCAUGUUCCGCUGGACGCAGCCGAUCCUCUCUGUUGUGCGGUGAGGGUGAGUGUGGAGGGGGAGGACUCUUUCUCUCAGCCCUGCGCUGUGAGGAUGAGGAAGGGGCGGAGAGCUCGUCGUCUGGAGUCGUCCGAUUCGGAGCUCAGCAGUGAGGAUGAGGACCUGCCCUCCCUGCAGCAGAUAUUCAGACCUAGAGCUCCACCGCAGCCAAUCAGCCAACAGGGGCGGGCCCCCGUGAACCCCACAGCUCCACCGCAGCCAAUCAGCCAACAGGGGCGGGGCCCCGUGAACCCCACAGCUCCACCGCACCAGGAGAUGCCCUCCCUGACCCCAGAUGAUCCCGAGAGGGAGGCGUCUGAGUGUGAUGUCAUCCCCUGCAGCUUGGAGCCGCCGCCCCCCAGCAGACACUGCCCCCCACAGGCCAGGAGGGAGACUUCAGCAAAAGGAGAGGGGGCGUGGCAUGGAGACGGGGAGGGGCCUGAUGACUGGGUGGGCGGCAGCCAAGGGUCUCAGGACCUGUUUGGAACCCCAGAGGAGGAUGACCCUAACCCUAGAUCUACUGAGGCGACUCCUCUAGACGGGGAGAUAUCUACUGAGGCGACUCCUCUAGACGGGGAGAUAUCUACUGAGGCGACUGAUCUCGAUGGGGAGAUAUCUACUGAGGCGACUGAUCUAGACGGGGAGAGAUCUACUGAGGCGACUCCUCUAGACGGGGAGAUAUCUACUGAGGCGACUGCAGGGGAGUUCUCCCAGUACUCCAGUGACAUCAUCAACACACAGCAAAAGGUGGAGAUGCAGGCGGAGCUACAGAGGCUGGAGCAGAUGAUGUCACUCGUCUCUGAAGCCCUCAAGCAGAAAGAGGCGGAGCCAGGGCCCACAGCACUGGGAGUGGCCAGGGCUGAGGCAGCCUAUGGGAUUCAGGGGGCGGAGCCGAUUGCAAGUUCACUUAGAUCCCCCAAUCAACGGCUGCCCAGCAACCUAGACGAACAACGGAACACACACACGAGAGAACACACACCCUCCAGGGAAGGGGGCUCUGCUGGUCUGACUGACCCACCUCCAGAUGGCCUGGGACACACUCCACCCAGAGACACACCGCCACUGGGACGGCGCUGCACUAGGAGAUCUGGUAGUCAUGACAACAGGGGAAGCCAGAGUUCAGAGGGCAGAGUGGAAAGGUCACCAGCAGCCGCUUCCACCAGGCCCCACCCACUGCAGCUGGUGCUGUCAGGACUCAGCGGCCCACAGCAGGUGGAGGUGAAGAGGUUGGCUAAGAGGAUGGGGGGCAGCGUAACCCCCCAGGUGACGUCCAGCACCACCCACGUCAUCAUCAGGACAGACGAUGGGCUGGUGUGUGAGCGCACACUGAAGUACUUCCAGGGCAUCGCCAACAGGAAGUGGGUCGUCAGCUACCUCUGGGUCUCUGAAUGUCUCAGACAGGAGAAGCUGGUCGAUGAGGUGGAGUUUGAAGUGUGUGGGGAUGUGGUAAAUGGGCAGAACCACAGAGGACCUCAGAAAGCACGCUGCACCCAACCAGACAAUUUGCUGAUGAGGGGGUUUGAGAUCUGUUUCUAUGGCCCUUUCACUGGAAUGACCACAGGUCAGAUGCAGGACAUGGUUGAGCUGUGUGGAGGUGUUGUGGUGGAAGACCCUGUUCACUUCUCCAGGAGGUGUUCUUCCCAGCUUCUGAUUGUCCAGUCUGAUCCAGAAUCUGAAACCAACUUCAGAGUCAGAGAUUUGCCAAGAAGUGCUUUGGUGGUGAACCGUGGUUGGCUACUGGAUUCCAUAGCAACCUACACCCUGCAUGACCUGGAGAACUACUGACCACUCCCCCCUAACGCUGGCCACUCCCCCUCAACGCUGACCACCCCACCCCCCAACGCUGACCACUCCCCCUACACCCUGCAUGACCUGGAUAACUACUGACCACUCCCCCCUAACGCUGGCCACUCCCCCUCAACGCUGACCACCCCACCCCCCACCCCCCAACGCUGACCACUCCCCCUACACCCUGCAUGACCUGGAUAACUACUGACCACUCCCCCCCAACGAUGGUCACUCCCCCAGCGCUGACCACUCCCCCCUAACGCUGGUCACUCCCCCCAAACGCUGACCACUCCCCCUACACCCUCCAGAAACCUGAGGGUGACAAACCAGAGGCUCCACCCCCAGACUUGACUCCUCCUUCUAAACUGUGAUGUCACACAGUGCAGGGACUCGAGGGAGCCGGGGCACAUGGGACUGAUGGCAGGGUUCUUCAGGGUUUAUGACCUGUUUCAGGGGGCAGCAGAAGAACUCACACACACACACACUCUUUCUCUCUCACACACACACACACUCUUUCUCUCUCACACACACACACACAC
Molecule: messenger RNA, 6938 nt
Organism: Clupea harengus (Atlantic herring)
Lineage: Eukaryota; Metazoa; Chordata; Actinopteri; Clupeiformes; Clupeidae
Product: BRCA1 DNA repair associated
Biological process (GO): chordate embryonic development; mitotic G2 DNA damage checkpoint signaling; double-strand break repair via homologous recombination
Cellular component (GO): BRCA1-BARD1 complex; BRCA1-A complex
Molecular function (GO): metal ion binding; ubiquitin-protein transferase activity
Source: RefSeq, a predicted model, not a curated record